AUGGAAAAAAAAAUGGAAAAUACAAAAUAACCAGAAAACUUGUUCGACUCGAAACAGCCGAUCGGGGCAUAUAAAGCCCGAUGAACGACAGUCGAUGUUGACUAUAGUAGCGAAGCGGACGUUCAACUAACCAAAUAUCCACAACUAUAAUUAUGGCUAAACUGGGCUUUGUCUUUCUCCUGCUGGCCGCCUGUGUGGUUGCAGCACUGGCUGCUGGUGACUGCCCAUCGUCCACCAAGGUCUUGAACUGUACCCCCAAGUGCCUGCACGACAGCGAGUGCAGCACCAGUGGCGGUAAGUGCUGCCCCAAUCUGUGCAACGGUCGCAGCUGCGUGCAACCCAACCUUCUCAGCAAUUCCGGAGCCGACAAGUCGCCUUUUGGCAGCAAGAACAGUGGCUCUUCUGGCUCUUAUUGUGGCAAUGUCAAGUGCGGCAGCUUCGAGAAAUGCGAAAUGGAUCGCAGCACGAAGCGACCCAAGUGCGUGCGAUCUUGAUAGCCUUGGAGCCUCGUGUAUCCGCAUUAACACUGAGAGAAAUGCUUACUCACUUAGAUAUUCACAAAAAUGACUUGUUAUAUUGAACUUGAUUAGGCCCUGCCUGUUUGAAAUAAAAUGAUAUCUUAUCUAUUCUGCUCAAA
Messenger RNA from Drosophila ananassae, 637 nucleotides. RefSeq names its product WAP, Kazal, immunoglobulin, Kunitz and NTR domain-containing protein 2. Bases 153 to 494 code for a protein of 113 amino acids. The transcript is spliced from 4 exons. Gene Ontology annotation, cellular component: extracellular region. Gene Ontology annotation, molecular function: peptidase inhibitor activity. Lineage: Eukaryota; Metazoa; Arthropoda; Insecta; Diptera; Drosophilidae. The record is from RefSeq and is a predicted model, not a curated record.